Pelagomonas calceolata is the source of this 1412-nucleotide messenger RNA. The record is from the annotation of a GenBank genome assembly. Lineage: Eukaryota; Pelagophyceae; Pelagomonadales; Pelagomonadaceae.
UGUGCUGCGUUUGCCCAAAAACGCGGCGUAACUCCACUAGUACACGGUUGCUGCACGUGGGACUCAUAGAGGUAGCUCCAACACACACCAGUGGACCACCUGAGCAGAGCGGGGCAGCCCGGGGCAGCCAAAAAUGGUCACAAAAAAGAAGCUAGAAGCAGACCUCGCGGCGGCCAACGAGGCCCUGGAAGCGGAGAAGCAGAAGGCCGCCGCGGCGGCCAAAGCGCACGACGACAAAGUCAAGGAGCUGUCGGGCAAGGUCAAGGACCUCGAGGCCGCACAAGCCGCGUCGACAAAGGAGUCCGCGGCCGCCGUCGCCGAGGCGAAGGCGGCCGGCGCGAAGGAGGCGGAGCAGGCCCUCCAAAAGACCCUCGACGACGUGCGCGCGGAGCUCGAGGCGGCCACGAAGCGCGCGGACGCCGCGGAGUCGCAGGCCGCCACGGCAGACUCACUCUUGAGCGCGGACGACUCGGGGGACGCCGCCGCCAUCGCGGAGGCGCAGGCGGCGCUGGCCGCUGUUCGGGAGGAGUUGGCCGCGGUCCAACAGACCAGUGCGGCCGAGAUCGCCGCACUGGCGUCGGAGCUCGACCAGGCGCGCCAGAGCGGCGGCGAGGCCGACCAGUCGGAGGCCCUCGCGGCGCUCGCGACCGAGUUGGAGCAGGAACGAUCUGCAAGACAAUCCUUGGCGGACGAGGCCGCCGAGCUCCGGGCGCAGGCCGCACAGCCGCGCGCCGACGAGGGCGAGACGGCCAAGCUUAAGGCGGAAAUUAACAGAGAGAGGUCGCGCGCCGAGCGCGCGGCAAGGACUCUGGAUGCCGAGCGCCGGAAGACCCAAGACGCCGAGCGGAAGUUACGCGAGACGGUGACGCGGCGCCAGGCGGACGACGAGCAGGACCGGCGACGGAACGGCGUCCGCGCGCGCGCCUGGGCCCGGGCGACCCAUUCCUUGGCCGCGCGGAAGAAGGACGACGCCCAGCAGGCGUCCGCGGCCGUGGCCGCGGCGGGCGGCCUCGCGGCGCGCCUCGCGGCGUUCGGCGCCGGGCUCGCGCGGGCCGGCGAGCUCGACGUCGCGGAACGGUUAUAUGGAGAGGCGGCGCAGCUGCGCGGCACGAUCUACGGCGGGCCCCACGCGGAGGAGGCCCAGUCGCUGCGCCAGCUCGCGGCCCACUGCCGCGAGCGCGACGACCUCGAGCAGGCGCUGGAAUACAUGGACCGGAGCUGCGCCGCGUAUAGUUCGUCGCUGCGCGCUGGCGAGGGAGCGGAUGUUAUCGCUGAACCGACGACGCGGCUGCCGCCGCUGAACUCCGUCGCGCGGCACGCGUCCCUGCCGAGGAUCGAGCCGGAGACGCCUCCCUCGCCGAUCGGACUGCCCGAGGACUUUCUCUAACGAACGUCAACUUAUACUUCGGGGC